Aspergillus versicolor CBS 583.65 is the source of this 2901-nucleotide messenger RNA. RefSeq lists its product as uncharacterized. The coding region runs from base 1 to 2901 and encodes 966 amino acids. The transcript has a single exon. Gene Ontology annotation, biological process: fatty acid metabolic process; biosynthetic process. Lineage: Eukaryota; Fungi; Ascomycota; Eurotiomycetes; Eurotiales; Aspergillaceae. Gene Ontology annotation, molecular function: phosphopantetheine binding; medium-chain fatty acid-CoA ligase activity. The record is from RefSeq and is a predicted model, not a curated record.
AUGAUGCCCCCCAUUGAUCUCCAUGGGCCUCCCCUUCCAAACCCAGAUAUAACCCUCCGCGAGGUGUUUAACCAGAACGUGCUGAAAUACCCGGACACCGUGGCCCUUGUCAGUACCCAGCAACCCCCCACUCUCUACGGAAUCCCGAGCAAGCCCCUCGACAGCGCAAAGCACGAGGCGCACUAUCUACGAUGGACAUACCAGGGCCUGAAUCGCGCCGUGCAGCGAUUCGCGGCUGGUUUACAAAGUCGAGGUUUGAAGAAAGGGGACCCGUUGGUUCUGCUCAUCCCAAACACUGCAGAGUAUGUUAUUGCGACCUGGGCUGCGUACCAGAUCGGGUGUGCCUACGUUCCACUCAACCCCAAGGGUCUAUCGAAUCCCACAGAGAUGCGGCAUAUGCUACAGAUUGCGAGGAAAGGCUGCCAGUCUGAUUUCCUGGGCGUCAUAGCCGGGACAUCUGAUAUGUGUGCGCAGAUUGAAGAGUUGACCUCGGGGUUGAACUGCAUGAGGAUACUGGUCGAAGGAGAUAUGAAGAAAGGGUGGACACCUUUCAAAGAGCUAAUGCAGAAUCCAGCUUCAGAAACUCUAUGCAGAGACGACGACCACCACCUAUCCCUUUCCGCCGACCAAACAAUCUUCUUCACCAGCGGCACGACAUCUCUCCCCAAAGGCUGCGACAUGUCCUCGACAUACGGCCUUGCGGUCGCAGAACGCUGGAGUCAAAGCGAUGUCCCCAUGAUGCCUGGAGACCGGGCACUAUUCACAUUGCCCAAUAACCACGGCUUCGGCUGGCUCUGUAUCAUAGGCCCGUUCCUCAACGCCGCCACAGUCGUGCUCCCGGGCCCGAGGUUCAGUCCAGAGGCCGUGGCCAAGGCGAUCCGCGAGGAGCAGGUUAGCCAUGCAGGACUAGUGCCGACUAUGCUGCAUGCCUUGAGCAAUCUUCCGGCUGCGUCUAGGAACCUGAGCUCCCUUCGGCGAAUUGUAAUGGGGGGCUCGGCGCCAACCGAAGAGGUUAUGCGGAUCUGUCUGGAUACCUUGGGUGCGUCCGGGGUGGAGAAUCUCUACGGAAUGACUGAGGGGAUUCUCGUCUCUUCUGGGGUAGUCAGUCAGACCAGUGGUAUUAUCAAAGAUGGACGAGUUUCUAUUGGAACACCACUGCCAGGCAUGUCUGUCCGGAUAUACACCAAGGACAGCAAAGCGCCCGCUGCAGUGGGAGAGAUUGGCGAGAUGCACUUCACGGGCCACAGUCUGAUCAAUGGAUACAUUGGAAAGGUCGACGAUAACUUCUACAGUGCGGACGAUGGGCGUAAUUGGUUCCGCACUGGCGAUAAAGCUUUCAUUGGCAGCGAUAACCGUAUCUACCUGGUCGGUAGAUACAAAGACACCAUCAUCCGCGGAGGCGAGAACAUUGAACCGUCAGCCAUCGAAGCAAUCUUGGGCCAGAUCCCUGAACUUCAUGUUCUUCAGCCUCAGAUUGUGCGUGCACCAGACGAUGUUGCCGGCGAGGUCCCCGUCGCCGUUGUGAACCAGGAGGUUGAAGACUCCACGGCAAACAGGCUCAAAGCAAUUGUCUUGGAGCGAAUGGGAGACAUUUAUGUUCCAGCAGAGGUGGUGCCAGUGCAGACUCUAGGGCAUGAAUCAUACCCAACAACCAUGGCAGGGAAGGUCCAGAAGACCAAACUGGAAGAGCUGGUCAAGGUACACUGGGAGAAGCGCCGCCAGCAUCUGCAAAACAGUCGCAGGAUCGAUGGGCCGAUAUCAGGCCCUCAAGUGAUGCAGUCGCUGUGCACGAUCCUGGAAAAGGAGAAAGGCCAUCCCAUCAACGAGUCUGUUCGCAUGAUCGAGCUGGGCGUCGAUUCAAUCAUGUCCAUCACAAUCCUCAAGCUCGUCCAGCUCGAAACAGGAGUAUCACUGCCGUCGUCUAUCUUCUUCACCCAGGCCACAUUCGGUACAAUCUGCCAACAGAUCAGCGAGAUUUUAGACACAGCAGACUUUGCUGAUUUCACGCCCGCCAUGGAAGACCCGCCCAUCGAUCAAUGCUUCACAGUCCUGAUCCAGGGAACCCCCAGACCCGGCGUCCCCUCCAUCUACCUCACCCCCCCAGGCUCUGGAAACCCCCUGAUAUACAAAACGCUGCCCAAGUUCGCCAACGACCGUGCAGUCUACAGUUUCGGAUCCCCAUUCCUUAUGACCAAAUACGAAACCUGCUGGACGGUAGAGCAGACCGCCGAAAUCUACACAAACACCAUUCUCAAACUCGACCCGCAAGGCCCAUACAUCCUCGGCGGCUGGUCCAUGGGAUCAGCAACGGCAUACGAAACAGCAUACCGGUUGCAAGAGCACGGAAAACAAGUACUGGGGAUCUUCAUGUUCGAUCUAUCCCUGCCCCGCAAACCAGCUUACAUCCCCGAACUCACCGUUGAGCUCUUCCAAAUGAUGGGCGCCUUCGCCCCGAUUCGGCGGGAAGGCCUGCCUGACGUGGAAGUCCCGAUCUUUCGCAAGAGACACCGAGUCGCGGCCUACUACGCAAAGAUGAACUAUGUGCCCCGUCCCUUCACCGGCCCUCACCGGCCACGGAUCUUCGUCAUCUGGGCUGGGCGUGGCGAUUAUGAGAGGGUGACGGAAAUGGUUGUCGAGGCGACGGAGCUUCUGAAGAGAGAAGGGCCUGACACAAAGAUUCAGGUUAGCCAGGAUUGGCUCCAGGCUCCGCGUAAGACUUUUGAUGCUGGUGGGUGGGAUGAGAUGGUGGGAGCUGAUUAUGUCGAAUGGGGAGUUGUAAAGGACGGAGACCAUGACUCGAUUGUGGAGGACAAGGAGCUGGCAGUCAUAACGCAGGGAUAUAUGGAGAAGGCGAUAGCGAAAUGGUUGCAAGAGACGGCGCCUGCCAAUGGGUCAAGUUGA